Messenger RNA from Salvia splendens (bonfire salvia), 1086 nucleotides. RefSeq names its product vacuolar protein sorting-associated protein 28 homolog 2. Gene Ontology annotation, cellular component: ESCRT I complex. Bases 235 to 864 code for a protein of 209 amino acids. Gene Ontology annotation, molecular function: protein-containing complex binding. NCBI's taxonomy places the organism in Eukaryota, Viridiplantae, Streptophyta, Magnoliopsida, Lamiales, Lamiaceae. The record is from RefSeq and is a predicted model, not a curated record. Gene Ontology annotation, biological process: protein transport to vacuole involved in ubiquitin-dependent protein catabolic process via the multivesicular body sorting pathway. The transcript has 2 exons.
AGCGAAAAACGAAGUAGAAGCAAAAGAAGGAAGACGACUAUGAAUAAUUUAAUCUGAAAUACUAAUGAUUAAAACCCACACGCAAUCUCAGACUGGCAUACAACCUGCCCUCCCAUCUGCGCCACUCUUCCCAUAAUUCAAACCGCGUUUCUUUCCCUUGGUAAAAGUGUGCUUCUUUUUGCGCGUGUCCCGUUCUCUUCUCCAGUCCGAUAUUGACAUACAUAUCUAUACUAUAUGGAGGUUAAGCUAUGGAACGACAAGCGCGAAAGGGAGAUGUAUGACAAUUUCGCUGAGCUCUUUGCGAUUAUAAAGGCAACCGAGAAGCUUGAGAAAGCUUAUGUGCGGGACGUGAUAUCUCCAGCGGAGUAUGAGGUUGAAUGCCAAAAGUUGAUCGCCCAUUUCAAAACGCUGUCUUCCACGUUGAAAGACAUUGUGCCUAGCAUUGAGAGGUUUCACGAUACUUACAAGAUGGAUUGUCCUGCAGCCAUAAACCGCCUCGUGACAUCUGGUGUUCCUGCAACCGUUGAGCACAGGGCGGCUGCUGCCACAACCCAUUCUACAUCGGCUGCCAUUGUGGCCGAAUGCGUGCAGAAUUUUAUCACUGCUAUGGACUCCUUGAAACUAAACAUGGUUGCUGUUGAUCAGGUCCACCCGCUGUUGUCUGAUCUCUCUGCUUCUCUCAAUAAGCUUUCUAUAUUGCCACAUAAUUUUGAGGGGAAGACAAAGAUGCAGGAUUGGAUUGCCAGGUUAUCGAAAAUGGGUGCAGCAGAUGAGCUUACUGAGCAGCAGGCUCGGCAGCUGCACUUCGACCUGGAAUCAUCUUACAACUCAUUCAUGGCGGCACUGCCAACUGCAGGGACAUAGUUGUUUUGCUGGACAAGGUUGUACAGAAUGGAUACACUUGUAGGCAGGGUAAUGUAAGCUAUUCAGAUUUCACCAUUUUUUGUGUUAGUUUCAUGGAAACGAUGUAAGUGCUGUAAUUUCUUGAGUGGUCCUAAACCAUUUAAUGAUGUUUGUUUCUUGUGUGACUAGGUAUGAAGGUUGUACCUGCUGAAAUUGCUUGAAUGGUCCUAAACCUUUUGAAUU